AUGGCUAUGAUAUUUUGCAACACUCUCUUCUCUUCUCCUCCGCUUCUCUCUCCAUUAACUUCGACUCAAACAAAACCGUCCCGAUCCUCAAAGAAUCUCAUAGCUCGAGCUCAGUCCCAGUCAAUGGAGGAUCACAUUCACGACGAUCCUCUCCGGCAGAAAUUCAUGGAGUUCCCGUACGUGACAGCCACGCGCAAGCAGCUCAUGGUUGACAUAAUUUCGACGGUGGAGGAUCACUUCCAGCCGCUACUCCUACCUUGUAGUCUUCCUCCGGAUGUAAGAAACUUCAAGAACCCUAACGGUUCCGCCGAAGCAUCUAUAUAUAUCAGAUCCGGCGAGAAAUCCUCCCCGAUUGAUUUCUUUAUAGGAAGUUGGGUACACGGAAAGAUCCCAACAGGUGUAACUCUCAACAUAACAACCGUCUCUGCCUUCUUAAAAUCCUCAACGAACGCUCCAAACUUUACGCUCGAAGUCAUACAGACCAGUCCCACGUCACUCAUUCUCAUUCUCGACCUCCCCCACCGCACGGACCUUGUUCUUAACCCUGACUAUAUCAAGGAAUAUUACCAAGACACUAAUCUUGAUUCUUAUCGUCAAUCUUUACUCAAGCUUCCUGGAGUUAAACCUUACGUUUCGCCUUCUCUCUUUGUUCGUUGUGUUGUCUCUCCUGCUGCCUCGGUUCUUAAGAUCGACGUGGAGGAAGAGGAACAGUUGGAGGAGAUAUGGAGAGAUCAUGUGGGUCCAGCUGCUAAGGAGAUUCUCGGGGUUUGGUUUGAGCGUUGCGCGAGGGAAGAUGAUGAGGAGAAGAGAGUGAUGGGAGAAGAAGAGAGAAUGGAGUUGGAGAGAAGAGAUAAAAGCUUCAGGUUGAAGAACAUAGAAGACGAUUUGGAUUUCCAGUUUCCGAUACUGUUUGGGGAAGAAGUUUCGUCACGUGUUUUACACGUCAUCAAAGAAGCUUUCGGUGUUCUUUAG
Messenger RNA from Microthlaspi erraticum, 972 nucleotides. The record is from the annotation of a GenBank genome assembly. Lineage: Eukaryota; Viridiplantae; Streptophyta; Magnoliopsida; Brassicales; Brassicaceae.